Messenger RNA from Aspergillus aculeatus ATCC 16872, 1187 nucleotides. RefSeq names its product putative ubiquitin conjugating enzyme (UbcK). The coding region runs from base 329 to 874 and encodes 181 amino acids. The record is from RefSeq and is a predicted model, not a curated record. NCBI's taxonomy places the organism in Eukaryota, Fungi, Ascomycota, Eurotiomycetes, Eurotiales, Aspergillaceae. The transcript has 3 exons.
CUCAUUUCCAAAGAAAGGAUCUACAAAACUGCUCUAAACCAGACAUACAUACAUACUUUUGCUGCAGCUCUCCGUUCGUCCAAGGUUCUGAUUCCGAUCAUUCUGGGGUUCUUGCGGUGGGUCAAUCCGCUUCCCCUCCGGCCAACUGUCGCGCUGCUUUCGGUUACGCUCUCAUUCCACCACCAGCAACCUACCUCAUUAUCUCUUGUUCCUCGCUACUGCUUAGUCUCGAAAGCUGGCAUUUUUCCGGAACUCCUCUCUGCAUCACUAGUCUUACCCAUCUUUUCGGCUCUCCUUCAUCACCUUCCCUUCGACCCUCUCCUUCACAAUGGACUACACCAUGGAAGACACUCAGAACUCCGCUCCUGACGCUCACGAGACCUCCAAGCUCGGCUCCUCAGCACAAAGGAGUGACACUCAGAGCGUCACCAAACGUCUUCAAGCUGAGCUGAUGCAACUCAUGCUCUCCCCCUCUCCGGGCAUCUCCGCUUUCCCAGACGCCGACGGCAACCUGCUCUCCUGGACCGCCACCAUUAGUGGUCCAACCGAAACCCCCUACGAAGGACUGACCUUCCGACUCUCGUUCGCCUUCCCCAGCAACUACCCCUAUGCUCCUCCUACCGUUCUCUUCAAGACCCCCAUCUACCACCCCAACGUCGACUUCUCCGGCCGCAUCUGUCUUGAUAUCUUGAAAGACAAAUGGAGCGCUGUGUACAACGUACAGAGCGUGCUGCUCAGCUUGCAGAGUCUGCUCGGGGAGCCCAACAACGCGAGCCCCCUCAACGCCCAAGCCGCCGAGCUCUGGGAUACCAACCAAGAAGAAUACAAACGACACGUUCUUGCUCGUCAUCGCGACAUUGAAGAUAUCGAGUAAAGAGUCCAGGAGAAUGUGUGUUUGAUGUUGCGGUCGGUUCCGCAAACGGGAGAGGAAAAUCAGGUUGCAUUGCAUAACUGGGGUUGUCUUUGGGGUACUUUCGUUUAGGAUGCGAUCACUGCACAGUGUCUCUCCUGGGAUUCUUUUAUAGCAGGUCCCGGGGUCCACCUGUUUCUUGUCAUCUGGGGGUUUUCUGGAGUUUAUGCGUUUGGGAGGGGCGCGAAUUUUCUAUUUUGCUUCGGUGGGGAUGGACCAGCGGUGUGGGGAUUGGAAGGCUAUAGGUCCCUGGAAUCAAAUACCCUACUUUCUUUUU